AGCCGGCCGGUCUUUACCAGAUUUUCUCCCGGCGCCGAUUACUUUCACGUCGUCGUCUCCUGCGAUGCGAUUCCGAUGAGGAUAAGAAUGCUUUCUUCCAUUACUUCUCGUAUUCCGAUCUCAUCAUCGCAUCUGCUCAUAUCUCACCUCCAAUCGUUAAAUCUAUAUCACAUUUCGCCGACGAGAAACCAAUAUCUUCACCGGAAAUCUACUAAUCACUCUGGAAUCCGGAAUUCAAUUAAUAAACCUCCUUUCAAGGCGGAAUCCAACCGGAAUCCCGAGGAGUUUGACCCGACCCUAGUCGCGGAAACUCUGUCCUGCUACAGCAAUGACUGGAAAUCAGCUUUGGAGUUCUUCAACUGGGCCGAAUCUCAACGGGGGUUCCAACACACCACGGCGACGUACAAUCAGAUCAUCGGCGUUCUGGGUAAGUAUUUCGAGUUCGAAACGGCUUGGAGUUUUAUAUAUAAAAUGAGAAAUUCUUUAGAUUCCAAGCCAGAUCACACUACUUUUCGAGUCAUGUUCAAUCGCUAUGUUCGAGCUCACCUUAUCAAUGAAGCCAUUGAUACGUUUGAUAAGUUAGACGAUUUCAACUUGAAAGACAGUGUUUCCUUCUCCAAUUUGGUUGAUGCUUUGUGUGAGUAUAAACAUGUGAUUGAAGCUCAAGAGUUGUGUUUUGGGAACGGGAAAGACAAUCAGAGAUUCUUGAGUCUGGACACUAAGAUCCAUAAUAUGAUCCUUCGCGGGUUCUUUAAAAUGAACUGGUGGGGGAAAUGUAAGGAGUUUUGGGAAGAAAUGGAUAAAAGGGGAGUGGAAAAGGAUCUUUUUUCCUAUUCCAUUUACAUGGAUGUGCAGUGCAAGAGAGGGAAGCCUUGGAAAGCUGUGAAGCUCUUCAAGGAGAUGAAGAAGAAAGGGAUUCAAGUAGAUGUCGUGGCCUAUAACACUGCCAUUCAAGCCGUUGGGAUCUCAGACGGAGUUGAUGUGGGAGUAAAGCUUUUCAAAGAGAUGAUUGAACUGGGUUGUGAACCAAACGUGACAACAUUCAACAUAAUUUUGAAGCUGUUGUGUGAAAAUAUGAGGUUUGAUGAUGCACACAAGGUGUUCGGUCUAAUGUCUAAGAAGGGUUGUGAACCAAACGUGACUACUUACCACUGUUUCUUCAGAUGUUUUGAAAAGCCAAGAGAGAUACUGAAGAUGUUUGAUAGGAUGGUUGAAAAAGGAGUUAAACCAAGGAUGGAUACAUACGUGAUGCUAAUGAGUAAGUUUGGGAGAUGGGGGUUUCUUAGACCAGUUCUUGAUCUAUGGGAGAAGAUGAAAGAACAUGGUUUAAGUCCAGAUGAAUCUGCUUAUCAUGUCUUGAUUGAUGCUCUUGUACAGAAGGGUAUGAUUGAUAGGGCUCGCAAGUUUGAUGAGGAGAUGUUGGCUAAAGGGCUUUCACCCAAGCCACGUGUACUUCCGAGGGACACUGAUGAUGACAGCAAAAGUAGAUGUGGUUGAUAUCUCCUAUUCUCUUACUCUGGAGUGUGCAGUGUAAAAGAAAUGGGAGGGUCCAAUGGGGAAUGUGCAGCAACAGGAGGGCUGAUUAAUGGCGAACCAACUGGAAACGGAACCAACAAAAACCCAAAUUGGCACAAAUGCUUGGCUUUGUGAGCUGACAUUGAUUUUUGCAAUUAGAUUCAACUUAUGCAAUCUGAUUUUUGGCUUACAGCUGACCAUAAUUGACAUAAGUUGUUCAGUUUGGUUUUCAGUUUAGCUUUUUCCAAAAAAAAAAAACUGAAACUUAUUGAAGAACACACGUACUGAAACUGAUCAAUGAACACACAUACUCAAAUCUCGGCCAUUUGGAUAGGAUUGGAAAGAUCUAGAAUAUCAUUGUUGAAACAGACUCAGUGAACGCUUAAAAACCGAUGACAGAUAAAGUGCGACACUUCAAGGAACCUGCAACGUUUCCUGACUCGAAUAGUCAAAUGCAACAUACCCAGUACAAAGCCAAUGUCACUUUCAGCGAGGGCAAACCAGGUGAUAAACAAUGCAGUUGCAGAAGAUACAACAUUUUGUUUGCGCUGGAUUGAAACUGAAAGCAUGAAUAUCCCCUCAUAUUUUCCUCUAAGAGUUUUAGCCGAUCCUUUUGUUGUUUUCUCCUUUUCUGUAUCUUGUUUAUCUGAUAUUCUGAAGGCUUAGAGCUGUUGGCUGGGUCCACAUUAUACCCUCUUUAUGUGUUGAAU
Molecule: messenger RNA, 2225 nt
Organism: Cuscuta campestris
Lineage: Eukaryota; Viridiplantae; Streptophyta; Magnoliopsida; Solanales; Convolvulaceae
Source: the annotation of a GenBank genome assembly